Ogataea parapolymorpha DL-1 is the source of this 2385-nucleotide messenger RNA. Its product is annotated as Nucleolar protein, forms a complex with Noc4p. The coding region runs from base 1 to 2385 and encodes 794 amino acids. Lineage: Eukaryota; Fungi; Ascomycota; Pichiomycetes; Pichiales; Pichiaceae. The record is from RefSeq and is a predicted model, not a curated record. The transcript has a single exon. Gene Ontology annotation, biological process: maturation of SSU-rRNA. Gene Ontology annotation, cellular component: Noc4p-Nop14p complex; nucleolus; small-subunit processome.
AUGGUAGGAUCGCAGCUCAAGCAGCUCAAGGCGUCGUUAAAGGCAGCCGGGCUUGUGGGACAGACAAACUCAAAGAAAAAGGGUAAGAAACACUCAAAAAAGACGCCGAAUGAGUCGAGACGGGACGACAAGCAGCAAAUCCUGGAGAAAAUUAGGGAGGAGUUCAACCCGUUCGAUCUCAAGGUGAGUCGGUCCAAGCGCGAAGACCUGCUCGAGAAAAAACGUGUGGUUGGAAAGCCCGGCAUUUCUAAGCAGGCGGGAGAGGAAAACCGCCGUGCUGCGUUCGAGGCCAAACGGUCCAGAAAGAACAAGGUGGGUGGCCUGGUUGAUCGACGGUUUGGUGAGGGCAACAGUCAGAUGUCUGCGGAGGAAAAGAUGCUUGCACGUUUUGUGAAGGAAAGACAAACUCAGGCGUCGCGUUCUUCCGUGUUUAAUUUGGAAGACGCUGAUGACGAUACAUUAACGCAUUAUGGCCAGUCUCUGGCCUUUGACGAGACUGCCAACGACGAGGACGAGGACGAGCCAUUUUUCAGCCAGAAAGGUGGAUCAGAGCUUGCAGAGCCAGAAGAAGAGCCUGUUGGGCGCAAGAAGACAAAGCAGGAGGUGAUGAGAGAAAUCAUAGCGAAGUCGAAACAUCACAAGCGGGAGCGUCAGAAACUUGCGGAGCAGACCCAGUUUGCCGUCCAGGAGCUUGAUGAGGACUUCGAUAACGUGAUGGGCACGUUAAAUAGUGUUCCGCAACAAAAAACUGCUCCUGCUACCAAGACAGAGGAAGAGAAAAAAUACGACAUGAAAGUGAAACAGAUCGCAUUGGACCGCCGCGCGGCUCCCGCAGACCGCACCAAAACAGAGGAGGAGCUGGAGAAGGAGCGGAAGGAGAGACAGGAGAAGCUGGAGGCAGAGAGACAGCGUCGUAUGGAAGGCGAGGACCUGGAAGAGCACGGCGGUGCUGAUGAUCUUGACGACGUCUGGGAAGGAGCUAGCGAUAUGAACGAGGACAACAUGAGCGAAAACGAGGAGGCUGAAGAAUCAGAGCAAGAUGAGCAACCCCAAGCUGUAGAGGAGCCAAGUGUCAUUAAAAUUGGAGGCAAGGUGAUUACCGUGAAUUCUACAGUGAAAAGUAAAUGUCCUGCCACUCUGGACGACAUGAUCGAGGCAACGAAGGAUAUCGAAACCAAGGACAUUUCAACAUUUGUGGUGGGCAUUUUCAAGACUUACCAACCCAAACUUGCCCACGGAAAUAAGGAGAAAAUAGGAGUUUUCAGUCGUGUUCUUGUACAGUACAUGCUUUAUUUGGGUGAGAACUAUGAGUCGAAAAAUGCAGAGCUAGUGGACUUUCUUGCCAAGCUCAUCAAAAGCAUGUGCGAGAAGUACCCAGAGGAGAUGUGUGAGGAGUUCCGGUUGCAGCUCAAAAAUUUGCAACAUAUUCUUCAAAAGCGAGACUUUUCCACGUUCCCGCGCCAACGAGACCUUCUUCUAUUCACACUGAUCGGUGCAACAUUCUCCACCUCGGACCUGUAUCAUUUGGUGGCCACUCCUGCUUCCUUAUUGAUCGGAGAGUUGCUCGAGGUGAUGCAAAUCAAUUCUAAAGUGCACCACUUGUUUGCAGGCAUAUAUUUCUGCGACCUACUGCUGCAAUACCAGCGGCUGUCCAAACGCCUGAUUCCAGAGGCCGUCAACUUUCUGGAACGUGCAUUGCUGGCUCUCGUUCCCGAGCCAGAGAAAAUCGAAAACAAUUAUCUUUGUGUGAUCCCAAAAACCACAAAAUUCACUUUGGCCUCCAACACACAGUUACCCGAAUCGCUUGAUCCACUGACCUUGAGCAACUGGAAAGAUUCCAGCCAGAAACAGCUGCUCAGCUUGUUGCUUAAGGCUGUGACAACUCUUGAUAAUUCUCUUUCGAUGCUCAAAGAGAGCGGGGCAUUCCUUGAGCUGAUCAAACCAUUUGAAAUAAUUCUGAGACAUAUGGUGAAAUACUACGCCUCUUCUUCUGUGCCAGGAGUAUUGGCAAAAGUGCAGAAUCUCACCAGAAUUGCCAAGUUGGACAGACACCCACUCAAAUUGCAGGCACACCGUGCAGUUGCAAUCCCAACAUACUUGCCUAAAUUCGAGGAGAAUUUCAACCCUGACAAAAAGUCAUACGACCCAGACCAGACCAGACAGGAGAUCAGCAAGCUGCGCCAUCAGAUCAAACAGGAGCGGAAACAGAAUCUGCGGGAAAUCAGAAAGGAUACUCAAUUUGAAGCCAGAGAGCAGCUCAAACUCAAACGCAAAGAAUAUGAGGAGUAUCAUGCCAAAAUGGCCAGAAUCAUCAACUCGAUCCAGACAGAGGAAGGUGCAGCCAAGAACGAGUACGAGAGGGAAAAGAAGAGAAGAAAGAAAUAG